Messenger RNA from Oppia nitens, 1026 nucleotides. Its product is annotated as hepatocyte growth factor receptor-like. Gene Ontology annotation, biological process: cell surface receptor protein tyrosine kinase signaling pathway; protein phosphorylation; positive regulation of kinase activity. Gene Ontology annotation, cellular component: signaling receptor complex. Gene Ontology annotation, molecular function: transmembrane receptor protein tyrosine kinase activity; ATP binding. The record is from RefSeq and is a predicted model, not a curated record. NCBI's taxonomy places the organism in Eukaryota, Metazoa, Arthropoda, Arachnida, Sarcoptiformes, Oppiidae. Bases 1 to 1026 code for a protein of 341 amino acids. The transcript has 3 exons.
AUGCUCGACCUGCUCCGGGAUGAACGGCUACUCUACGAUGAAAAUGAUAUACAACUCAACGAAACUGUAAGUGCUGGCCAUCACUGUACGGUCUCCAGGGGUGUACUAACCGUUAGAAUAGAUGGCCAAUACUGUGAUCGGCGUAUGGAUGUAGCCGUAAAAAAAUUAAAUAAAAUGUACAAUAAAAAAGAUGCACAAAUGUUUGUCAAUCAUUUGUUAAUUGCCAGAGAUUUAAGACACGAUAAUGUGUUAGAAAUUAUCGGACUGUGCUUUAGAGCAGACAAUGCAUUACUAAUUGUAAUCCCAUUUAUGGAGAACCGGGAUCUAAGCAGUUAUCUACGUAACGAAACACAUGAGCUAUCUGUACGUCAAUUGAUAAACUUUAUUACGGAUUCAGCUAAAGGUAUGGAAUAUCUAUCGCUCAGACAUGUCGUCCAUCGUAACCUAUCGGCCAAACAUUGUAUGCUUGACGAAAACCUGUGCAUAAAAAUCGCACACUUCGGGACAUCAGUAAGUCAUCCGCGACUACAUGAUUAUAGACACAGUUUUACUACUGUCUCUUAUAAAUACCGAUCGGCUGCCAUCAAAUGGACGGCACCCGAAUCACUAGAGUACGACCGAUACGACAGCCGAUCGGAUGUCUGGUCCUUUGGUGUGUUGGUCUGGGAGAUAAUGACCCGAUCGGCCAUUCCAUACGGCGACAUAGAAAAUCACAGUGUAUUGAGUUAUGUAAAACGUGGCGGCCGUUUGCCCCGUCCCUACUACUGUCCCGACCAGUUAUAUACACUGUUGUUGACUUGUUGGUCACCAUCACCACAGCAUAGGCCAACAUUUACCGAAUUGGUCGACGAUAUUAAUUUGAUUGAUGUCGGUGUCGACGAUGAGUUUAAGUCGAGAUUGGUAUCACUGGAGAUGGCCUACAAAUAUCAUAAUAAACAAUAUGCCAAUAAUGAACUGUACGACGAUUGUAAAGGUUUGAAUACCAAUUAUGAGGAACAACAGUAUAUUUGUAUGAAUACUAUUUGA